Molecule: messenger RNA, 5168 nt
Organism: Bemisia tabaci
Lineage: Eukaryota; Metazoa; Arthropoda; Insecta; Hemiptera; Aleyrodidae
Gene: Atg18a
Product: Autophagy-related 18a
Molecular function (GO): protein binding
Source: RefSeq, a predicted model, not a curated record
CUCUUGAGUCAGCUGAUCACUGUUGUGUUUGGGUUUUCGUUCGCGAUUCGUAAGCUGUCUCAGUAUCCGUCAAUAUGGGAAAGAGCGUUUUUGUCGCAAAUUAAAGUUAAAUAACGAAGUGUUUUUCGGGUCUCACAUUGCCACUCGUCAGAUCUGAUUAUUUCAAAUAACUAUUUGCAGUUCGCGAUAGCUUCCAGUUAUUGUUAUUCAUCUGUGAUACACUUUCGUCCGAGCCUUUUGUUGUCAAUUUAUCAGCUCCAAGAACCUGUACAAGCGCCAAGGUCGCUACGGAGUUCGUACGCAAUACAAAGCAGUUUUCGAUUUAUUUUGAAUUUUAUAAACUUUAGAUGCUCAAGUGCAAACAUUAAAUUUAAAACAGACCAAUGAACGUGACAAAUUACAGGACUGAUGCCAAUAAUGUCGUUAAUUUCGUUAAUUUUAAUCAGGAUUGCACGUCAUUAGCUGUGGGCACAAAAACAGGGUACAAACUUUUCUCUCUCAACUCUGUGGACACCUUAGAACAAAUUUAUGAAAAUGACACAGGAGACACAUGCAUCAUUGAAAGACUUUUCAGCAGCAGCCUUGUUGCAUUGGUUAGUUUGUCAGCUCCCAGGAAGUUGAGAGUCUGUCAUUUCAAAAAAGGCACAGAAAUAUGUUACUACAGUUACUCCAAUACUAUCCUUGCAAUCAAAUUAAAUCGAGCAAGAUUAGUAGUUUGUCUAGAAGAAUCUCUUUACAUUCACAAUAUUCGUGACAUGAAAGUGCUUCACACAAUUCGAGACACGCCUCCAAACCCUACUGGUUUAUGCACGCUGUCAAUUAAUUCGGACAAUUGUUAUCUGGCAUACCCUGGAUCUAAUACGAUAGGGGAAGUUCAAAUAUUCGAUGCAUUUAAUUUGCAUGCAAAAACGAUGAUUCCUGCUCAUGACAGCCCUCUUGCUGCAUUGUCGUUCAACCCCAGUGGAACUCGGAUUGCUACUGCCAGUGAAAAAGGAACUGUAAUUAGAGUCUUCAGUAUUGUGGAUAGUGUCAAGUUGUAUGAAUUUCGACGUGGGGUCAAGCGGUGUGUUAGUAUAUCAAGUCUAGGAUUCUCGACAGAUUCAUCUUUUCUUUGUUGUUCAAGUAAUACGGAAACUGUUCAUGUUUUCCGACUUGACGAACCAAAAGAAUCCAUGAUGCACGCUCCCAUAGAUGAUAAUCAAAGUUGGAUGGGAUAUAUAUCCAAAGCUGUCAGUUUAUCUGCAACGUAUUUACCAACUCAAGUAACUGAUGUCUUCAAUCAAGGACGUGCUUUUGCCUCUGUGCAUUUGCCUUUUCAAGGCAAGAAAAAUGUGUGUGCUGUUACAAAAAUUCAGGGAGCUCUUCGAUUGCUGGUGGCUUCAUCGGACGGCUAUUUGUAUGUAUAUAAUUUGGACACAGGAGAAAGCGGGGAUUGUACACUGGUGAAACAGCAUCGAUUGGACGGUUACUUGGAACAUGUAGAUUCACCAAUCUCAGUGAAUAAGGAUUCAAAAAAACCAGCAUCACCCAAAUCAAUCAACAAUGAUCAGAAAUCUAAAGGUACAACCGGGAUCAGUAGCUAUGCUGGCAUCGUCAAAGGCAACUCCCCCGGCAUCAUGUCAGAAUCGGAGAAAUUUCAAGAAAUCGUAGCAGCAGUCGAAACGCCACCCAAAGAUGGUUUCAAGCUGGACGAUGACAAAGAAUUCCCGCCAGUCUUCUCUUAAAUACUGGAGCUGCCCACCUGCUACUAAACUAUGAAACCCAGCGUAAAACGCUGAAGCCCUCUACGCCCUCAUCUGUAGUAUGUAUCAGUGUCAUUCAGGCCAAAAAAACAUCUCUACCAGGAAUUUAUUCCUGUAUAAGUGUACGUAAUGUUUUAUCAAAAAUAGAUUAAAACAAUGAAAUCGUGAAAAUUGCGACUCCUGAAAAAUAAGGGAUAUAUUCACUGUAAUGGCUUUUCAAUGCUCCUAAAAGAAAAAGACAAAAGGAAACUUCAAAACAGCAUGGUAAUUUAAUUUCUUCUGUAACUGCUUUUUUCAUUACCUACCUUCCUAUUUGGUCUGUAGAAAUAUUUCUAAAAGAUUUUUUUUUGUUCAGUAAUUUAGAAGGAACCACUCAGGUGGUAAAAUUUGUUGUUGAUGCCAUGUAGGUUUCAAUCAUCUUCAAUUGAAAAAUGAAGCAAUUCUGAAGGUUUUAUGUCAGUUCAUUGAACUGUUUUAGUGUCAUUCUGACAAUUAAGAGCCUCAAAUAUGGACCAGUGUUUAGUCCAUCGUCAUCUUAUUACAUAUUUAUACUAAUGGAGCCUGUUUCAGAAUAGCCUUCCCUUUUUAGUGUAUUAAUGUAAAUCAUGAACAGAUGCUCAAAAAGGAAAUACUUUACUGAAACAGGUUCUAUAAUGUAUCGAAGCUUUGUUAAAUUACUACUUCAUUAGGAACAGAAUCAAAUUUGUCACAUAAAAUGUAAUUUUGUCAAGAAAUAUGAUUAGUGCUGCAACAAGAUCUGUUCUGGAUUAUAUUAUGGCUUUUUUUUGUGCAUGAAGGUUUUGAAACACUGCGAUUCUUUUUUUGUUUUAUUCUGGAAGCUGCUCCUCUAAUUUAUUACCAUGAUUCUUUAUAGACUUUGAUGUUGAGGUUCCGCAGGUAGCUUUUUAGAAAGUAUCUUAGUCGCAUUAUGCUUUCCAAACUGUGAUUACAUUAAUUCACAUCUCAGAUUCUUUCAGAGCAUCAAGCGAUAAUCCUUGAACUUAAUUACAAUACGUUCUCUGAGAUCGUAUGAUUUAUUCAAUCAUCUGAUCAUUUGAUAUCAUUUUUCAUGCCAUGUACCAUGUAGGUUGGGGCCAUAUUCAUGAUAAGUGCCGCGUUUCCUCUAGGAAUUUUUUUCUAAAUAACUGUAGCCUAUUAUGUCAUGUGCGCAUAGUUUUUGCCAAUCCUGUACUCUAGAUUGGUUUAUUCGCUUCUAGAUUGAACUUAAUUUCUCUGUUCUGGGAUAAUCAGUCCUAAAUUUAAUGUAAGAUGAUGCCCAUGGUACUUUAAAUUAAUUCUGUCAGUAGAAGAAAAAGAAGAAUUAAAUUAGGAUAUUCAGGAACUGAUGCUGUCAGAGGUACAACUAAGUAGCUGAUUGAAUGUUCGACCAUUGUUUCAGAGAGUAUUUGCCAUUUAUAGGUAUUUGCCCUGAUAUAUUGAAAUUUUGCCCCUUCUAAGCAAACUUUUCCACCUGAAAAGUUGGCCGGAAAUGCGCCCCUUUCAGCAUUGGUGGUAAGAUAAAAAGGUUUGUCAAGUCUACAGAAGUGCUAUAGAUGUUAUCAAUUCUUCAAUCAUAAAAACCUGAAAAGGAAAGGUAUAAAAAAAAAAACAUGUAUUUAUUUUUAGUGUAGUGUAUUUGAAAAAAAAAAAAAACAACAGAAAAACAAACAAACAAACAAAAAAUCAAGUAGUUUUAAAGUGGUCUCAUAUCAGAUGAGCAACACCUGAGAGCAACAAGCUCAGAAGGAAAAGUGAACCUCUGAAGCAACUGCUCAUAGUGCAAAGUAAUCAUACAAAAUUGUAGAUAGCAACGAUUCAAAAUCUUGAUUACUCGAUGGCAAUCAUAGAAGUAAUUUUACUCUUAAGUUUUCAUCUUUCAACUCCUUUUUCAAAUAUUUUUGUGGAAGUCCCUUCCAUAAUUGUUGUAAUAUCUUUCCAUUCAGUCAGUUCUCUCUUUUCUAAGAUCUCAUGGUUUUUCUUUUUUUACCUCUUAUCCGAUGCUGCUCUUGGUAUUAUUUAUGGAGGUCAGAUCUUCCCACUUAUAAAUAAAAUCAAAAUUUGUUUUCAUCAUGGAUGAAGUAUAGAAUGCUAUAGUCCUUGUGAACGCAACACUUUGGGGGGGGGGGGGGGGGGGCGAGUAACAAAAAAUUGAAAAAUUUUCAAUCUUUGAAUUUCAGGAGAACAGCAAAUGAGUUUUAAGAUUGAGUUUUCUCGUUUUAUUCUCAAGAGGCUGUUAUUUUACAUCAGUUGUUCAAACAGUCUUAAAAUGUUAUUUUUUAGUCAAAGAAAAUGGUAUAAUUGUUUUCCAGCCAAAAGAUAAUUUUAUUUACCACUUUUUUUUCUUUUUCACCUCUACUGGAGGUGAAAAGAAAAGCUUUUAUGAAGCCACCGCCGCUUAUAUACUUCAUCACAUUUUAAAGGAGUCAUUCAGAAAGGGGCAUUUUUCCACCUCUGAAUUGAUCCUUCUUCAAUGUUUUAAGGUUGACUCCCUUCUUCAAGAAGAGUUCCUUCUCAAGUUUCUGCCCUACUUUUUUUCCCUCCAAAUUUAUCUUGUACAGCAGAUAAUUUACAUUUUGUUCAUUGAAUCUACUUUCAGUUUUGACAAACAGUCAUCAUGAACCCCUUUUCAACCUUGUUGGCCACAGGUAGACUUUGUUCGUAAAUUUGCUGGUCCUAUGCUUAAAAUGAUCAUUUUCGCUCAGCAAUGUCUUAUUGACCAUUCAGAGGCAAACAAAUUCUGCCUCUACUCACCCUUUUCAGCUCUGUUUUAAAAAUAAAUCAAAUCGAUAUCAUACAAAGAAAAAAAUGAGUAACUUAUGGAUUGACUUUCCAAACGUCGCCCAAAAAAUAAUGCAGAUCUUCCCUAAGCCGUGCCUAUUCUUUGCCAAUCACAAUUUAAUUAUUCAAGUCAAUCAAAACAUGCUGUACAUUUUUGGAAUUGCUACAUUUUCAGUUAAGUUAAUAUCCAAGUCUCAUUAAGAGGUACUAAUGAACUCAAAGAGAAUCAAGUUUUUAAAACAAAAUAAAUUCAUGUUGAGAUUAUUCUCAUCAGUGGAUCAGAGAACAAUGUAAUUAACACUCCAAAACAUCUUUAACUCUGUACAUCGAGUGUAAAUUUUGCAUGACAUGUAGAUGAGGUUUGUCCAUGUAUUUUUUCUCUCUUCUCUCUUCCAUGAAAGUUUUCCUCCUCUCAGUAUAUCUCGUGUUUCUCUUUCAAUUUUAGUCUCUUACUUAAGUAAAUUUGGAUGAUAUCUUUUUGUGCUAAGCUUAAGGUAACUUUAAGUGAUAUUAACGUUAAUUUUGUAAAUAUUGAUCGUGUAUGCAAGUGUAAUAAAAAACAAAAAAAGCAUAAAAGAAAUUGUCUAAAAUGAAAAAAAAAUCUUUUGAAAUUAUGAAUAAAGUUCAUAGAGUGUUACAUUCUUGUAA